AUGACACCCGUUUCGCGUAUAAAAAGGGGACUCAAAUAUGACAAAGAACAACAGUCCACAAAACUACCAGAGAAAAAAAGAGAUAAACCCUUCAAACGUCGACAUGAACACCCAGCCCGAGAGUACCGGCCUGGCCUCACCGUCGACGAACAAGACACCCAAGAGGACCUUCUCUCCCAAAGCUCCUCGACCAAGCAAACCCAGGAUGACUCGGAUACCCCCGAAGCUGAUGAACCUACCAGAAAGAACCCGCAUAUCGAUGGAGAAUCAGACCCCAAGAUGGAAGCAUAUGUGGCUGCUUUCGAGAAGAAAUCUUCGCCCGCGACGCUGAACGUGAGGAACGCAUGCAAGCCAUGA
Molecule: messenger RNA, 357 nt
Organism: Sphaeroforma arctica JP610
Lineage: Eukaryota; Ichthyosporea; Ichthyophonida
Exons: 1
Coding region: 1-357 (118 amino acids)
Source: RefSeq, a predicted model, not a curated record